Molecule: messenger RNA, 2588 nt
Organism: Odocoileus virginianus texanus
Lineage: Eukaryota; Metazoa; Chordata; Mammalia; Artiodactyla; Cervidae
Source: RefSeq, a predicted model, not a curated record
GCAGCAGCUCUGGCCUCCUCUCGGCUGCGGGAGCCUCUGCUCCAAUGCCCCAGAGUGGCCAUGAGCGCCCCGCACUGGUGGGACCAGCUGCGGGCUGGCAGCUCGGAGGUGGACUGGUGCGAGGACAACUACACCAUCGUGCCUGCCAUCGCCGAGUUCUACAACACGAUCAGCAACGUCUUGUUUUUCAUUUUACCGCCCAUCUGCAUGCGCUUGUUCCGUCAGUACGCAACGUGCUUCAACAGCGGCAUCUACCUAAUAUGGACUCUCUUAGUUGUGGUGGGAAUUGGAUCCGUCUACUUCCAUGCAACUCUUAGUUUCCUGGGUCAGAUGCUAGAUGAACUUGCAAUCCUCUGGGUUCUGAUGUGUGCUUUGGCCAUGUGGUUCCCCAGAAGGUAUCUACCGAAGAUCUUUCGCAAUGACAGGGGCAGGUUCAAGGUGGUGGUCUGCGUCCUGUCUGCUGUUACAACGUGCCUGGCAUUUGUCAAGCCCGCCAUCAACAACAUCUCUCUGAUGACCCUGGGGGUUCCCUGCAUGGCGCUGCUCAUUGCUGAGCUAAGGAGGUGUGACAAUGUGCGUGUUUUUAAGCUGGGCCUCUUCUCCGGCCUCUGGUGGACCCUCGCCCUCUUCUGCUGGAUCACUGACCGGGCCUUCUGUGAGCUGCUGUCGUCCGUCCACUUCCCCUACCUGCACUGUGUAUGGCUACGCUUGGGGGGUGCUCUGCGCCUGUCCCCCCGAAGAAUGCCUGGAAGACAUUCCUUGUGGAUCAGAGAUGUCCUUUUGGGAGACUAAGCAUGAUGGUCAUCAAGCACAGGAUCUGUAAAAACACCAUCACCUAUGCUAUUUAUUGGACUUCUCAGGUAUGUAAAAACUUCUCAUUCAUUAUGCUUACGUGAGCUGGCGCCAUUCUGGAGGCUUCAGAACUGAGGGGUGAGCCUCCCCUGACUGUUCAUCGCUCGGGGCCGAUGUGGAACCAUCUGCCUGGGGGACAGGUGAGCUCGCCUGGCUACAGCCUCCCUCAGAGCUCCUGGUUCCCAAAUGAACCUGGAACCCCUAAUAGUCAGCUCUUUGCCUGGUUGCUGCUGAUCCAGCUGGUCAAAGAGAAGUCUUGGGCUAGGUUGGGAUUCUCGAUGGAUUUUGUAGACAUCAUUUUCCUACAGAUUUUUUAAUGGCCCCUACUUCAAAGAACUCCUUGUUUGAAUCGUAGCUUUCCCUGUUUGUUAAACCAGUUCUGAGAGGAUUUUGUAACCACAGUAUGUAAUUAGAGCAAAUAGAUACAUAUUUUCAGGUAUAUACCCUGUUCUGUACUUUAUAUAUGGUGUUCUGCAGAAGGGUAGCGGGCCCACUGGCUGUGGUAGCAUUUAAACUCUGUUACAUUGGGAGUAACUGAAGGCCUUUUGAAAUGGAGCUUGUGCACUUUAUGCUCUUUUUGUGAAUUGACUGUGAUGGCUAUGUUUGAUAUUAAAGCCCUAGGGGGCAUUUUUCUGUGAAUGAAUAGGUAUAUGUUUGUUUAUUUCCAAAAUGAUUUCUGCAACAGCUGCUAUGAGAAAUACAUUNACUGACUGAACUGAAGGUACAUUUGCUCAAACUCAUUUAUUAAUGAAUUUGGGUAUCAUUCUUAUUAAUCAUACUUAAAAUGAGUAUAUUUAAUACUAAUUAAACUUGCUAGUUAAUCAUUGGUUUCUUCUUAGAGCUGUGAAAUUAAUACACUUACAUAUUUCCAGUAUAAAAGUACCUAGAGGCAGUUUAUUGAAAGGUCUGUAGUUAUGUCAGAUGGAUAUAAAAUCUCAAAUGCAGAAAACAUUUCAUUUAAGCUGCAGUGCAUCCAGUCACUGGAAGGAAGGUCAUAUAACAAUAUAAAAUAGUAAAUGAAUUUAGCAGGAAAAUUCUGUAUAUCUGUUUUUCUUAAUUUCCUGUGACCAUUGUUUUUAAAUUAAGGGAUUCAUAGGCAAUCCUAUUUAUAAGAAUAAUGUGACUAUGAGAAGAGAAAGAUUGAGUGGUCAGCAGUAUCAGCAGUGCUGCCGUGGUCGUAGACAUUUUUUUCUGGCCAGGAUGAGGGGAUGAGGGGUGGCCACUGAGGUCUUUGAUAAUCUGCUAUAAGCAGUGGGUCUUCUCCCUAGGAAAAUGGCCAUACAGAGAAUUACUUGGGUAUUCAGAUGUCCCGAGAAGCCAUCCAGGUAGAGAAUGUGCGACAUGACAUGAAGCCAGGAUUCACCUCCUUUCUGGUGGUGAAAUUGAGGUCUCCAUAGCUCAGCAUUCCUGACUGCCCUCCAAGACCAAUCCCAGCCCCCUUCUCCUGUGAGGACUUUCCAUCACGAGGGAAAACUUACACCGUAAGAGUUGAACAAAUUUGAAAUUUACAUCUUCCUCAAGCCUCUGGUCCUGGUUUAUACUUCCAGAUUCUCCUUAAAUGCUAUCUGGAUCUGCCGUAUUUUUACACUGUGGACAUUUUUCCAGAAUAAAAAAAUGUUUUUAAAUAUGGUAUUUGGGUUCUCGUCCUCUGCUCUCUCUGGAGCGGAGCUCAGCCUCCUCCUCUGGUCCCACUUUAAAGGGGCUGGCAGCCCCUUUCCCCAGUUUACAGUUACCUU